This is a messenger RNA of Maniola jurtina (meadow brown), 6350 nucleotides long. RefSeq names its product TLR4 interactor with leucine rich repeats-like. NCBI's taxonomy places the organism in Eukaryota, Metazoa, Arthropoda, Insecta, Lepidoptera, Nymphalidae. Bases 378 to 1754 code for a protein of 458 amino acids. Gene Ontology annotation, molecular function: protein binding. The record is from RefSeq and is a predicted model, not a curated record. The transcript has 2 exons.
CUGACAAAUGUGACUCUGCCAUUACUACUUAUUAGUUUUAUAGUACGUGUUUUUAUCGCUGGCAGUAACGAAGAAUGCUUCUAGUUUUAAACAAUAAUUGAAUGUGCUAAAUUGGUGUACCUUUAAUAACUAAUUAGGCAGUUCAACAGACUUUAAUAAGUUCAAUAAUAGAUAAGAUUUUUCGUAAAUAGAACAAAAUGGACGAUAAGCAUCACCUACUUUUGUAAGGUAAACAUGAGUGAAAUGUAUUCUAGUACAAUAAUCAAAUAGGUAUCAGUAUCACUGAUAAAUACUAACGGACGUUACUGAUAAGUGAUAACAAUAGCAACAUACUAUCAUAAUGUACCGGGCACUUGACGAAUCACGACAUCGACAAAAUGAGGAUACUUUGUGCGAUUCUCAUCUUUAUGGUGUGUAGUAUUAAAGUUGAAAGUUCUUUGAUAUGUGACAGUGAAUUUUGUGUGUGCCACCACAAUAACAAAGGUGAUCGCGAAGUUUUCGGCGAAAUCGUGGACUGCUCGUACGAUCCUAAUUUGUUAAAGAAAAACUUUGCUUUACCAGAAACAGCGCAUACUCUGAAUUUAUCAAGAAACAACUUGACUAAGAUACGAUUUUCACUUGUACUUAAAUCUGAUACAUUAUCAGAGUUAUUAUUGAAUAGCAAUCAAAUAACAGAAAUAUAUCCUGACGCUUUUCGUCUAUCAAAUCUAAAAAGGCUGGACCUAAGUGACAAUGAACUCCAAGUCAUCCACAAAGGAACAUUCGAUCAUAUAAAUAAGCUAGAAUAUCUAAACUUAGCGAACAAUAAAUUCGCUACUUUCGAGAAAAUAACUUUCCAUCACUUGGGAGACUUGAAAGAAAUAGUUUUAGACAAUAACAAGUUAGGACCGAGUCUUGAACACAAUAAUCUAUUCAACCGCAACGGUUACGGAUUGACUAAUAAAAUACAGUCUUUAUCUAUGAGCGGAAUCAACUUGGAAGUCGUCCAUGAAAAUUUCUUCGUAGACGCAUUUGACUUGAAAAGACUGAUUAUUUCUAACAAUAGUUUAACUGAGACUUUCGAGUUUCCGUUUACUUUAGAACAUCUGGAUAUCUCAGACAAUCCUAUUAGUGAGAUAUCCGAAGAAGAUUUUCUUGAUCUAGUCGCAUUAAAAGUAUUGAAACUAAAUAAUUUGCCGAUUAAACGCAUUCCUGAAUACGUAUUUGCGUCGUUACACUCUCUUACAAAUUUGGAAUUGGAAAGAAACAACAAUUUAGUCAACUUCAGUGCAACGGCAUUUGGGAAGGAAGUACUUGAAGAUGCAGAUGAUUUUGUGCUGGAAACUCUAUCCCUCAAAGGAUCCAGGCUAACUUCCUUGGACGAGCAACUGAAGGUGCCGUUUGGGCAACUGAUAAGAUUGGAUUUACAAGGCAACUUCUGGCAUUGCGACUGCAAGCUGAAGUGGAUAAAGAAACUGCAAAUACAUCCUGAUGAUUAUGAUCACUUGAGAUGCUACACACCAAAGCAACUGUACAACAGUCGGAUAUUCGAUCUCGACGAAAAAUUCUUCACAUGUGCGAUUAAAAGUCCCAGCCGCCAUAUUGUCGUGACGAUAUCCGUUAUAACCUUCUGCUUGCUGCUCACUUCGCUUGCGGUGUGGGUGUACAUGUUCAUGCCGAGGUCGCAAACCAGGUGUGACCUUGCCCAUAUGUACUCUGGUGCUGGAUACUCUAUUUUGCCAGUUCAAGCCAGCACUAUGAGAGAUCCAUUAUGAGAUCACUUCGAUGUUUUUAAGUUUAAAUCCCUAAAUAGAUCUCAGCAUAUUGGCCUGCGCACACUGAAGCAUGGGAUGGCAGAAGAUUUUGAAUGUAUCAAUUGAAUUUAAUAUUUAUUCCAAUCGAAAUAAAGUAUAUAUUUCAAUGUACGGUGCUCCAGAGAAAACUGCGCUGCGAUGCUCCGAGGUUAAUCACCUUAGCAAGAUUGAACCUUAUUUCGAUUGGAUAAAUUUUAAAUUUAAUUGAUAAAUUUAAAAUCCUCCGCCGUCCCGUUCUCCAGUGUGGGCAGCCCACAAAAGUUCCAUCGAAAAGAAAAAGAUAUUUUGUCAAAAAAUAUUGCACUAAACGAAAUGCCCAGUCGAAAUGUCCAUCAAAGAAAUUGAAAGCAUUAUAUAUAGGUGAUAAAGGUGUACCAUUCCACUGAGACGGCUCGUGGGACAGAAUGGGUUGCGGGAGGGAGACAAAGACGUUGAAUUCCUUGAUUUUCACGGCUACUGUCACCCUCCCGGAAUGCGCAUGAGCCGUCUCAGUCAAACUACAUAAUGCCUUCAUUUUUAAGAGUAUCCGCCAUAUUUGCUGUAUCAACUGUCAUGUCAAAAGUACAGUAUACCCUUACAUUAAUGACUAAAAUCCAAAUCGUACUUUUGAUACGACAGUUGACAAUCGAGCACACAUAUAGUUCGCGACAGGUCGAUGGUAAUCAGGGUAUGUAGCUGGGGGGACGCCCCGCACGUCACCCGCGCUAACCCCGUGCGGGGCGUCUCCACCCCGAUUGUCAUCUCGACCUGUCGCGUACUACUAUACUACUACAUCUUUAGUAGGUUGAGGUGUAAAAAAAAGAAAAUAUGUAGAUAAAAUUCACUUGAUAUAUUUAUAAAAUACAAAAAGUGUACAAACUGCUUACAACGAUUACAUCUCGGUAUUGUGCUGCGAAUUGUAUAACAAGCUAUUAUAUUUGUGCUUCGUUAACAUCCAGAUACAAGAUGCGAGAUUCAGUCCAAUUGUAUUUUCUAUUAAAAUAAAUAAUUAUUCUAGUCUAUGCAUUUCCACAGAUUAACGAAGCCUGAAUUCUAAAGCCGGGUCCAGACGAGUGUAACGUUUAAAGUAAGAUUACUUGUAAUUUAGCGUCAACAGUGUGAACGGCACACGAACUCAAAGUUAAUUAUUGUGUACGCGAAUCUAUUAUUAUUAAAGUCUAAACGAGCACUGCGAGCGCCUUUGUGUUCGCGCAAAAAACCGACAGCCGAUGGAUCAGCCCGAGCGCCGGCGCGAGCGUUGCAUGCAAUGUUCGUAGUGCCGUCCACACGUAGAAUUCGUGUUACAUUACACGUUACGCUCGUCUGGACCCGGCUUAAAGUGUAAUAACUAGACUUCGUUAUCUUGUCGCGGUCACAGACGUCAAAACGAGACUCUGAGAACGCUGGGUUAGGUCGGUUACUCUGGUUCUCCUACGGACCUCCUCAUUUCUGAUUUGAUCAUGUAGAGAAACUCCAAGCAUAGCUCUAUCUAUCGCCCGUUGACUGACUGAGCUUUUUUAAGAGGCCUAUAUAGUUAAGGAAAAAUCCAAAAACUGGGAGUUUGUGGUUAUAUCAAACAAAAAAUUGAAUUUACUAAAUCACAUAUAGAUGGCGCAGUCCGUUAUUAGCUGGCCGUUUUACAUAAAAGGGUUAGGUAUACCUUGUAUGAUCGUACGGAUAACGGACCCUUUCUGUGCGAAUCCGACACGCACUUGGCCGGUUUUUUUAUUACAAAACACCAAAGUCAAAGUCAAAAUCAUUUAUUCAAAGUAGCUCCACCGACGUACUCAUUGUUUUGUCGCCUGUAAAUGCGAUAACAUUACGGAGUCUAGUAAUAACCCUUUCUGAUGUCAGUACACCCCCUUAACUUGAGGGGAUGACCUUUUAAAUAACUUUUAUCGAAACAAAACGUUCUCUAACCUCGUCAAUUUCACUAUUCCAUUUGACUUUUAUUUAUCCUACUUAAGUAUUAAAACUCGAAAUCUACAGAGCCUCGAGUGUAAAUUAAAAAAAAUAGUCUUAAUUCAUAGAUGGCUUUGACAAACCAGGGAACUUAUUUUUACAACUUUUACUACAUUUAGAAAUUGCUUGCCUUAGGCUGGGAUUCAUAGAGCGCACCUUGACUUGCUCAGACUUUAGACACUGUUAAAACGAGACAGCGUUAUACCUCAGCAAUAACGCUGUCUCAUCUUAACUGAAACUCAUAGAUCAUCUUAUACAAAACUGUAAUGACACACAGCAACUAGAAUUGCUAAGUGUCAAAAACCAGAAAUUGGGUUAAGUUUAGUAUUUUAUCCCACUAUUAUAUUGACAUUUACUGUCAAACUGUUGACUAAGUCAAAAGUUUUGAAGUCGCACUAAAGGCUCUGUCCUUAUAAUCUAAAGCAGGCACAAGCGUUUUACAAAGGCUGCGAUUUGAGCAACGGGACACAAUAUGUUUCUUUCAGUCUAUACUGCAUGUAUAUUUUUCAUCUAUAAUUAAACUGGAUAAAGAUAUUACUGUAAACUGGAAAGUGUAAUUUUAAAGGAGAUUGGCGAAUUCCAUAGAGUUUCUGACCCAAACUAACAGAACCGUGUCCCUCAAGCCCACGUUCACGAACCAAACUUCUCAUGCUUGUUCUAGUAUACCAGUCUAACAAAAAACUUCAUCAAAGUCUAUUAAAUAAAGUUGGUAGAAAAAAGAUAUUCACUUGUAUUGCCAUGUAACGGUUAUUUAUAAUGUGUACUUGUGAAUAAUUAUAUUUUUGAUCCCAAUCUAAAAGUAUCAGGCUUACACAGAAAAAUAUUAUUAAAAUUAAAUGAUUUCUGAAUCUAAACGGUUUUUGAAAAUGCUGGGUCAAAAUUCGCCAACCUCCUUCAGUAGACAGUGCUCUUUUGCCUUUCUGGAAUGCACGUACGGCAGUAAUAGUAAUUGUUAUUAUUAUUAAUCGUCAUGGUUGACUUUGCGCUUAUACUAUAAUAUUAGUGUGGAUGCUGCUUUACAUAGUGGCUAGCGCUCGAUGUUAAAAACUUCGUUAUCGUGAUGUAAUUGUAAACAGCGCCACCUACUGUGUUACAUGAAAAUAUCAUAAACUUUUGUCUGCAUAGGUAUUUGAAGGUAUUUGAAUUUCGAUCUACUCACACUCUGGCAAAUAUAAAUGUAAAAACCUUACAAUAAGUGAUGUAUUUUUGAGACGAUAUGUUACAAAAAGCAUAAGAUUGAAGCAAUCUUUGGUCAAUUCAGCUACAAAUACAUCGAGUACAUUACACGCUGUGUAUAUUAAUUUAUGUUUAAAGCACAACCUUUUCAAGCUUUUAAAAUAUUUACAAAUUUUCUUAUUUAUCAGCAUCUUUGUGAUUUUUGUUUAAAAGAGAACAUGUAGGUACAUUAGCUGAGUAUUUUGUUCAUUUUACUGGUUUGGUAGAUUGUACAAGUAUGAAGAUUAUAAGAUUGUAGAAAAUGAUUUUCUGAUUACAAAGUAUUGAUUAUAUAUUCCUAAUGACUAUCAAAAUUAAAAAGUACCAUAAUAAUUUGAUAGAACUUCAAUAAGGGGAUUCAAUUAUGCAAGACAUAUGCAAUUUACAUUUUUAUAUGAAUUAUAGAAUAAACAUAUCUUUUAUAUAGUAUGUCUUUGAUUCAUAAAAAGAUAUUGUCUAUGUACUUCUAUAAUCUAUACUCAUAUAAUAGUCAAUAUGCAUAAAUGUAGUAAAACCACAUCUAAAACUUGAAAUUUCUUACAAUUUUAAAAAUUUUCACGAAAAGCAUAUAAAAUAUCAGACUAUUUUUAUAAUUAUCAGUAUUAAAAACUGUUUUUAUCUAUCAAAUAAAUAUUUAUUCUAAACUAUGAUAUGGUUCUUAGACUACUUAUAAUAACAUUGUAUUUAUACAGUUAUAAAUGCAAUAACUGUUUUUCGAGUAUUAACAUAUAUAAAGCACUGUUUUCACACUGGAAUUUUUAAUAGCUGUUUUCAUUGCUUUAAGGUGAAUUUCGUUAGAAAGCUUACUACAUAAUUAAUGAUGUACAUAGUACCUAACAUAGUUUUCGAGUCAUUAACUCAUUUGAUCAUUAAAUUUUUGCAAGGGUUUGCUCUUUAUUUUACUAGUUAUGACUUUGGAUCACAGACUAUAACAUAAAAGUUGUAAUCCAUCUUUAUUUUAGUCUGUGUUUUUAUCUUUUUACUUAAAUAUAGGUUAUAAAUUUUAUUAAAAUAUUUUUUAUUCAUGCAAUUUGUGCGAAACACUUUCCUACAACUAAUAAUAUGUAUUUAUUUAACCUAAAAUCAUUCCAAAACAUUAUGACACAAAUUUACAAUUAAUACGAUAAAUAAAUGCAUAAUUUAAGUCUUUUUACUAUAACAUAAUGGCUCAGAAUAAUACAAAUGAGAUUCAAUUUUGUCCAUGAUUGCACAUUUUAUUUUAUUUAGCUCACAUUUUAUUACUAAUUUUGAUGUAGAUUUUAAUUCCAUCGCGUUAAAAUACAUGAUAUUAACAACAUCAUGAAACUUCUUCAUUGUGUAAAAUAAGCGACUACUGUGCAAUAGUUGUUGUCAACAAGAGUAUGGGUUGACAGGUUGCGACCGACUAGCAACAAUAAAUUG